Molecule: messenger RNA, 2350 nt
Organism: Vigna radiata var. radiata (mung bean)
Lineage: Eukaryota; Viridiplantae; Streptophyta; Magnoliopsida; Fabales; Fabaceae
Product: probable 28S rRNA (cytosine(4447)-C(5))-methyltransferase
Exons: 17
Coding region: 120-1994 (624 amino acids)
Biological process (GO): rRNA base methylation; maturation of LSU-rRNA
Cellular component (GO): nucleolus
Molecular function (GO): RNA binding; rRNA (cytosine-C5-)-methyltransferase activity
Source: RefSeq, a predicted model, not a curated record
GCGUUUUUUCUGGUAAACCCUAAACCCUAGCCGAAUUUUAUUUUUUUUGCGAAGUAGAAGAAGAAGAAACUCAGCGCGCAAACCGCAGUACCGAUUUACUGCUUGUUCACUACUUUCCAAUGGCUCCCGCGAGGAAGAAACCUUCGAAGGCAAGCAAGUCCCCGAAGAACCCUAAGAAGACCCAACCCAAGCACGAUUCCAGCUCCGAAUCCGAAGAAGACAUGCCGUCGCAGCAGCAGCAACUGCAGCAACUCGAACUCGGCGAUGACAACUCCGAUUCCGCGUCGGAGCUCUCUUCUGAAGGGGACGACCCAUUAGCCGACGAUUUCCUCCAAGGAAGCGAUGAUGACGAAGGGAAAGCCCCGGGUUCGGACUCGGGUUCUGGUUCUGAUUCGGAUGAUUAUGAUAUCGAGGAGAAGUCGAAAGCUAUUGAUGAAGAGAAGGCGAGAGAGGAAGAGGACGCGGAAGCCGAAAUGCAGCUCAAUAUCAACCAAGAGUCUGAUGAGUUCAGAUUGCCAACCCAAGAGGAACUCGAAGAAGAGGCUUUGCGUCCACCUGAUCUUUCCAAUCUCCAAAGGAGAAUAAAAGAAAUUGUUCGUGUUCUUUCAAAUUUUAAGGUUUUGAGGCAAGAUGGGGCAACCAGGAAAGAUUAUGUUGAACAGCUUAAGAAAGAUAUUUGCACGUACUAUGGCUACAAUGAGUUUCUAAUGGGUGCUCUAGUGGAGAUGUUUCCAGUUGUUGAACUUAUGGAACUGAUUGAAGCCUUUGAAAAGCCACGCCCUAUAUGUCUAAGGACUAAUACAUUGAAGACACGCAGAAGGGAUUUGGCUGAUGUUUUGAUAAAUAGGGGUGUUAAUUUGGAUCCUUUAAGCAAAUGGUCAAAGGUUGGACUUGUUGUGUAUGAUUCUCAAGUGCCAAUUGGUGCCACUCCUGAGUAUAUGGCUGGUUUCUACAUGUUACAAAGCGCAAGCUCUUUUCUGCCUGUCAUGGCCUUGGCUCCUCAAGAGAAGGAACGAGUUGUUGAUAUGGCCGCUGCACCAGGUGGUAAAACAACUUACAUUGCUGCUCUAAUGAAGAACACUGGAAUAAUUUUUGCAAAUGAAAUGAAGGUACCAAGGCUUAAGUCAUUGACUGCAAAUUUGCAUCGUUUGGGUGUAUCCAACACUGUAGUCUGUAACUAUGAUGGAAAGGAGCUUCCAAAAGUUCUUGGUGUCAAUGCUGUUGAUAGAGUAUUAUUGGAUGCCCCUUGCAGUGGAACUGGGGUUAUAUCGAAAGAUGAGUCUGUUAAAACCUCUAAAAGUUUGGAAGAUAUACAGAAGUGUGCGCAGCUACAGAAGGAGCUAAUUCUUGCGGCAAUUGACAUGGUGGAUGCUAAUUCAAAAUCUGGGGGAUAUAUUGUUUAUUCUACAUGCUCAAUCAUGGUUGCUGAGAAUGAAGCAGUUAUUGACUAUGCACUCAAAAAGCGGGAUGUUAAACUGGUUCCGUGUGGACUUGAUUUUGGUCGUCCAGGUUUUAUAAGGUUUAGGGAACAACGUUUUCACCCUUCUUUGGAAAAGACAAGGCGUUUCUAUCCUCACGUACAAAAUAUGGAUGGGUUUUUUGUUGCAAAGUUAAAAAAAAUGAGUAGCUCAAAGCCUGGUGCAAAAUCAUCAGAAGAAGUAGCCGAGAAGGAAGAAGGUAUUGCUACUACGGUGGAGAAUGAAAAGGAGAAAUCAAAUGAUGGCAAUAAAGAAAAUGGCAAUGCAGCUUCCGAAUCUGAAUCCAAAAAGACGAAGAAAAGAAAGUUCCCCUCUAAACCAGUAAACGGUGUAAAAGAAAAUGGCAAAGAAUCUUCUGAAUCUGAGCCCAAAAAGAGGACGAAGAGGCAAUUUCCAUCGAAGGAAGAGAUUUCAAAAGCCAGGGAGGAGAAGAGGGACAUUUUACGAGAAAAAAAGAGAAAAGGUAUUAAACAGCAGAAGCAAAAAAUGACCAAAGCAAAUGGCAAUAAGCAGUGAUUAAACUUCAAGACAGGAGUGCUGGGGUGAUUGUCUGUUCCAUUGAGAAGUGUACCCUGAAAUCAUAGGCAUGCCCUAUUCGUAGGGCACAUUUUUGUUUUGUUUCUUAGGAUAUUUAUAGUGUUUGGAAACAGAUUACGGAUGUGAUUCUUCUGGUCCGAGAUAGUGGCACAUGUUGAAGCUUUUGAUGGUUCUUUCUUUCACUUCCGGUCAUUUUUAGUUGUAAAACAAGUUUCCAAACACAUGGUUUAGCUGCUGAGCUUCAUUUUUACUUUCCAUCUACCCUGCUGUAUAUCAGAAAAGAAAUAUUUCCUUUUUUAUGUGCCAUCAAUUAAGUUUAAUUUAUUUUCUAUCCA